AUGGCGGCCUCUUCCUCUAAGGGGGCGGCUCUGGAUGACCUCCUGAAACACUUGGUCAUGCGCGAUGAUGAGAAGGAGGACGUGAUGAUUGCGGCUGAGCAGGUUAAGGAGUUCAAGAAAGAGGCGCGGUGGAUGGCCAUCGCAAAAGUGCAUACGACGAGAUUGUUCAGUGCCGAGGCCUUGUUCGGCAAGAUGAAAGCCAUCUGGAAUUUGUCCAGAGAGCCAAACUGUCGAGAGGCUAGGGAGAACUUGUUCAUCUUUCAUAUGCACUGUCUCGGCGACUGGAAGAAGGUGGUUCAUCAAGGUCCAUGGACGUUCCGUGGUUGGGCGGUGCUCAUCGAGGAUUAUGAUGGGUGUGUGGAUCCGGAGAGAGUAGCCUUCGGUGGUAUGUAUACCUGGGCGCAGAUUCAUGGCUUACCUGAACUAUAUAGGAAAAUCUCCAUUGUUGAUAAUCUGUCGAGGAAAAUUGGUAAAACAAAGGAGGUGCAGAUGUCCCCUAAGAUGUUGUUCGAAGGAAAUUAUGUCCGUCUAAGGGUUCUGAUUGAAGUGGAGAAGCCGUUGUCCAGGUUUGUGUUCCUGAAUAUUGAAGGGGAGGGAAGGAAGAUGUUGUUCAUCAAGUAUGAAAAGUUACCGUACUUUUGCCGUCAAUGCGGUCUUAUUGGACAUGAUCAUGAGGAGUGCGGGGACGGCGAUUGGGAAGAGAAGUAUCUCCAGUACGGUACAUGGAUGCUGGCCUCUCGGCGCACCUCGGUCACACAACCUGAUUCAAGGUGCCCUAUUAUCCGUGAGCGCGGCCGUGACCGCGGCUGA
This is a messenger RNA of Lolium perenne, 810 nucleotides long. NCBI's taxonomy places the organism in Eukaryota, Viridiplantae, Streptophyta, Magnoliopsida, Poales, Poaceae. The record is from RefSeq and is a predicted model, not a curated record.